CGCCCGACCGAUUCACACAUUUUUAUUUUUCUUCCGAACGUAGCUCCGCGAUAUUCCGAUUUUAACAGAAAAGCACUCUAUCGAGUCUAAGCCCUAGGCGAGAAUCGCGCGUGACGAGUGCCAGCCGCGCGGUUCGCCCAGUUGACUCCGACCGAAUCCAAAAUGGCAGGACGGAUUGGUCUCCGGAUCCGUGCGCCAGGCCGCCUUUGACCGAGCAGUUUUGAUCGCGGACAGUAUGUGCCUCGUUAUAUAAAUGUUACGCAAGUUCGGGACGGGGGCCGCGUGGAGGUGCAUCCGUUACAGCCUGUAACAUCGACCGUGCAGUGAACCUUGGAGCCCAUGUAACGCACUCGAGGACUCUUACCAGUAUGAGUGCGUAUGGCAUGUCGAGCGGCGGCGAGAUGGAUGCGCUGUCGCGGAGGCUGCGCGAAGCCGAGCGUGCGCGAGCGGACGCUGAGCGCUCGCACGCCGACGCGCUAGCGCAGCUCCGCUCAGCGCAGCGCUCGCCACAUGACUCGCAUAACGUCGAACAGCUACAGUCCAGAGUGCGGGAACUUGAAAAGAAGGCGGCAUUGGAAACGGUUCGUUGCGAGGAGUUACAGUUGGAGCUGUCGUCAGCAAUGCGAGCGCGGGGCACGUCGACCACAGCUACAUGGUCGACACAGGCCUCGCAACCAGCCUCUGAAAUAGAACGCAUUAUGGCUAAGAUCGAACAAGACAACCGCAUUCUGGCCGAAUUGGAAUAUUCUAGAUCUACGACCCACGGAAUACAAUCGAGCGGAUCAAACCAGGCGCUCGGGGAAUUUCAUUCGCCGACACCGUCGCCUUUACCUCAUACGUAUACAAGCACGUCAAGCCACGCAGCCCUCUGUCAGAGUAACACCAUGCCCACUCUCUCCUCUCUACACGCCACAUCACAUUUCACCGCCCCUAGUUCUAACUCCAUGGCCUACUCUAUGAGUGCGCACAAUCCUACUUCAUAUUCAAAUCCUGUCUCCGCUUCCUAUGGUAUGACUAACCCACACCAGGUCACUUUUACCAAUCCAGUUACAGCCCCGCUUGGAAACAACAUUAGUCAAAUCUCCAGUACUCUGGCAGGGCUACAAUCGAAUCUUCAAAACCUUGGAAAUGUUUCUGCUAUGGGAUUGGGUGGAACAUUAGUUGGACCAGCAAUUACAGGAACAAUGACAGGAACUGGACUUUCUAGUUGCCUUAAUAACCCACCGACAAGUUUAUCUGGAGGACUUACAAGCACGCUCGCUGGAUUAGCCUCAAAUUUAAGUAGUGCACUGGGAAAUCCACUAUCAAAUCUUACAGGAGGGACUCAAUUAGGAGGAUUGAACACUAGUUUAACCGGCACGAGUGCGUACGGGGCUGGUUCUGGUACUUAUACAAAUCCACUUUUGUCGAGCAGCCUGGGAGCGAACACAAUGAAUAUCAAACUUAAACCGAUAGAUGAAAUAGACCUUGGUUUAAGUCGAUAUGGGACUAAUAAUCCAUCUAUAGUUAGAGCUGCAACACCUGUAACACCGCACCAACCUACUUGGAACCUAGGAUUAGAUAGCCAAUUUGGAACUGAUAGAAUAGGAAAUACAGACACAUUCCUCCAUGAUCGAGGUCCAAGAUCCAUAAGACUUUUACCCAAUAACAUUAUGUUGGAUGUUGACGUACGAAAUACCCAUUAUAUGAAUGGCGGUGCACCUUCGGAACCUCAAGUUGAUAUGUUGGAUAUUCCAGGAAAAGGGCGAUGUUGCGUUUACAUCGCGAGAUUCUCUUAUGAACCCCCAGAAGUUGAAACUGCGGAAGGAGAGUUAUCUAUCUGCGCUGGUGAUUACCUUUUAGUAUGGGGACCUCCAGACCCUAGUGCAACAAUGCUUGACGCAGAAUUGUUAGAUGGUCGACGAGGUCUCGUUCCUGCAAAUUUUGUUCAAAGAUUAGUUGGGGACGACCUCUUAGAGUUUCAUCAGGCCGUAGUAGCUACAUUGCGGGAUGCUGAUGAAACUGCAACCACAGCUAUAAGUGACCUGUCGCUCAGUAGAGAUGUGGCACGUCUUAGUGAAAUGGCAGAUAUCAGUGAGUGUCCCGAAGACGACGACAAUGUGCCUGCACCGCGUCAGCUGACCUUGGAGAGACAGCUCAACAAAUCUGUGCUGAUUGGAUGGACGGCGCCCGAGGGGGUACAGCAAGCAAACAUCGAAAGUUACCAUGUUUACGUCGAUGGCGUUCUGAAAACUACGGUUAAAGCAACUGAGCGCACGCGCGCAUUGGUUGAAGGAGUAGAUGCCAAUCGGCCACAUCGUAUUAGCGUACGUUCAGUGACAGUCACUCGACGAACGUCCAGAGAUGCCGCUUGUACAAUGGUGAUAGGCCGGGAUACUGGAAAUAUGGGUCCUACAUGUGUAAGAGCAAGCGGAGUUACCUGUUCUCAAGCAGUUAUAUCAUGGUUACCGGCUAAUUCAAAUCAUCAGCAUGUUGUUUGUGUUAAUAAUGUUGAAGUACGUACAGUGAAACCAGGUGUUUAUAGACACACGAUAACCGGUCUCUCACCAAGUACUCAAUAUAGGGUCACAGUCAGAGCUAAGCAUUUGAGGGCCGGUCCGCCCGGAGUUCCGAUUGAAGAAGCUCCCGGGGCUUAUACUGACUUCAGAACUUUGCCAAAAGGUCUGCCGGAUCCGCCAAAUGAAAUAAUGGUGGAAGCUGGGCCCCAGGACGGCACCCUGCUAGUGACGUGGCAGCCGGUGCUCCGCCCGCCCGCCUCUGGACCUGUCACAGGAUACGCGGUGUACGCCGACGGGAAGAAGGUGACUGAUGUCGAUUCGCCUACCGGUGAUCAUGCGCUCAUCGACAUUGGCAAAUUGAUCGGCCUCAAUCCAAAAUGCGUUACUGUGCGAACAAAAUCGCGGGACAGCCAGUCGAGUGAUAGUGCACCUACAGCAAUACCACCGGCUGUGCUCCGAGGGGUCGUCUCUAGGGUUCCUCGUGGACCAGGUAUUGGUCCCAAUCAGCCAGCUCAGGGCUUUCGAGGGCAACGACCCCAACCUUACCAACAACACCAGCAAGUAAUAGAGCAUGACGAAAAUCUUUCUGACAAGGAAAUAUUCCCAGCCGCUAAUCGUCAUGAUCCGCAAACGACUCAGCCCACGAGCGGAUUCGGCACAGGCCUCCUAAAGAGUAUAUUCGACAAAAUAACCCCUUCGCAAUCGGGGAUACCGGCCAUCGAAAUCACUAAAGAGGGAGCGGUGGAGGGCGGUAGUGAAGACGAAGAGGCAACGCACCGCCGCGCGCAGCAGCCGUCCCAACCUGCACAAGCGUCGCAGCAGCCUUCGGGGCAGCAGUUCCCGAAUACACCAGCCUACCAUGGCACGCAGCAACCCCCCUUUCAACAGGGCGGCCAAUUCCCAAGUAACCAGCCGACCCAGUACCCCAGCCAGACCCAGCCAUAUCAGAACCCUCCGCCCAGAAACCACCACGAAAGAGGACGCCCUCCUAAUCCUCACCAGCAGCAAAUGCAGCAAAUGCAGCAAGGGCCACAAGGUCAAAUGCCUCAGUAUGGCCCACGAGGAGGUCCUCCAAUGGGUCCAAGAGGCCCCCCGCCAGGCCAGCGUCCCCAACAAGGCCACCCACAAUCCAAGAGGUGUCGUUAUUUCAUGGCGCUUUUUGACUACGAUCCAGUCACCAUGAGUCCCAACCCUGAAAGUUGUGAUGAGGAACUGCCAUUUAGCGACGGAGACAUUAUAAAGGUCUGGGGUGACAAGGACGCAGAUGGUUUCUAUUGGGGUGAAAGCCGCGGUCGCCGAGGCUACGUGCCCCACAAUAUGGUUGCGGAGGUAUCAGAGCAAGAAGCCACGGGGCAGACCACUGCCAAGCCCCGGGACAGAUGGACGGACGCUUACGCGCAGCCUUUGCGAAGAAUGGUCGCCCUUUAUGAUUACGAUCCUCAGGAGCUCAGUCCUAAUGUUGACGCUGAUGUGGAGCUGAGUUUUCACACAGGGCAAAUAAUCCAUGUGUAUGGAGAUAUGGACGACGAUGGAUUCUUUAUGGCAGAGAUUGACGGUGUUAGAGGACUGGUGCCGAGUAAUUUCCUCGCGGAAGCCACCGACCAAUACGGACCUGGCGGUCAGGCUCCUCAAGGCGUUGGAGCACCGGGCGGUAGAACGGCAAUCCCAGGAACAAUUCCUGGAGGAGGGCAGGGUCGCGGACGAGGUCCUCCCCCAGGUCCCGGUGCCCGAGGCCCUCCCCCUCCCCCUAGAGACAACGUAGCACCAGCCCCGAGGAACCACCAUCGAAAAACAGAUGCCUGCCCUCUUCCCCCUUCUCAGUUAGACCACAACACAUGCGCCAGUAAUCCAGAACAGGCGAAUUCUCAGCAGGCGAGGGCGAGAGGCGUGGUGAGCGCGCCGCAGACGACCACCGCCCGCACGAGCGCUGGUAACGUGAGCACGCCCACCGCUGUUCAGUCGCCGGGCUCCGCGGCAACGCUGUCCGCAAUGCCGCCCAUCGGCACAACCACGGCCGUCAGCACGUCGCCAGCCCGCCGUGGAGGCCCGGCCGUAGUGCCCGCGCCCACCGCGCAACCGCCCUCCCAGGCUCAGCAGCAACCUCCAACGUCGCAGGCCAACCUUAUGCAGAAAUUCACCGAGAUGACCGCUCCCGGCGGCGACAUCCUCAGCAAGGGCAAGGAACUAAUCUUCAUGAAGUUCGGCCUCGGCGGCAAAUAAUGUCGGCACGGCCUCUAGGGCCUCUAUCCUCGUGUGAGUGAAUGCGACCUUUUUAUGUACCUACGCCUGAGCGGAGGGUUCUGAUGCUAUUUCUCUGUCGGCUCUUAAUUUGGCCGAGUUGUGUAUUGAAUUUUUCUACUCUAGGCAAUUCGAUUUACCCUUAACCGUAAUUUAAGGAAAUCUUGUAAAUAAUUAAAAAUUAAAAAAAUUCAAUAAACGCACAGUUUAGCGAAUAUUCAAAUAUUUAGUGGUCUCGAUAGUUCGCACGGUUGAAGAAUAAACACCCAUGGUUAUAGUUACGUGUAAUGUUUUCUAUCUUCCAGACCUGUGCCCGUCUGCCAGGUUAGUUUAUAAGUACCCAACAUUGUGGAGGCUCAUCGAGCUAAAGCUCAGUCUGCAUCCAUUCCAUGGAAACUACGCAUACGGUGAUCCUCCACAAUAGUCGACUUUGUAUUUAUUUCGUGUAUAAGUACGUAUUAUCCUUAUUUAUAUGCACUCUGACUGUUAUACUUCCAAUAGGUUAGAUUGCGAACGUUUUUAUACGUUGUUAAUCGCUAGAUAUCAGUUUCCUUAUCAAAUAAAAUAGACGAUUCUAGUCUCGCAACAUAAGUGGACAUGUUUUAUAACGGCGUAGGUACUAACGACAUUUUUACACGGGUAAAACUUCGAUUGGCCCAUUAUUUGUGGUGAUUCGUGUUUGAACCUGCAACCGUCCUUGCAGAACUGUAUCAUUAGCACCAGAUUGCUGCACCUCACAAGCUCGACAGUAUCGACUAUCGAACAAAACACGUAAUCGAUUAGGCUCGAGGCAUUGCGCCUUAAUUGCCGUGUUGUUAAAGAUUUUUAUUUUUCUCGAAAGAAUCACUUCAGUAACUACAUUUAAUCGCAUAAUAGACAUUGACAGAAAACAAUAACUUCACUUGAAACUUUUAAAUAUAUACUGUA
Pararge aegeria (speckled wood butterfly) is the source of this 5663-nucleotide messenger RNA. RefSeq names its product peripheral-type benzodiazepine receptor-associated protein 1 (gene Rbp). The transcript has 21 exons. The record is from RefSeq and is a predicted model, not a curated record. The coding region runs from base 369 to 4718 and encodes 1449 amino acids. Gene Ontology annotation, molecular function: protein binding. NCBI's taxonomy places the organism in Eukaryota, Metazoa, Arthropoda, Insecta, Lepidoptera, Nymphalidae. Gene Ontology annotation, biological process: neuromuscular synaptic transmission.